Protomyces lactucae-debilis is the source of this 1356-nucleotide messenger RNA. RefSeq lists its product as uncharacterized. The transcript has a single exon. The coding region runs from base 342 to 1271 and encodes 309 amino acids. The record is from RefSeq and is a predicted model, not a curated record. Lineage: Eukaryota; Fungi; Ascomycota; Taphrinomycetes; Taphrinales; Protomycetaceae.
AUCAUGUUCAAGCUUGCACUCCCUAUGCGCGCACGCGCCUUCACCACCGUACGAAGCCUGAGGAAGGAUGGACCCGCCAAAGCAUUCGAGGCAGAUGGCAAAAUUGGAUCACAAUUCAGCGGAAAGGAGGGAUUGAGUAAAGCAGUCGACGAGAACAUUGGUGGGCCUUUCAGCAAGGACGGAGCAAUUGGCAAGCACUUCACUAAGGAAGGUGCUGUAGGUGGCAAGGUCCAAGAAGCGGCUGAGGAGGCUGAUAAGAAGGAUGGUUCCACCAUCGUCCACAAGAAUUUGCCUUAGACAGUGAUGACCUAAUCGAAUGCUCCACCUAUACUAUAUCUACAAUGACUUCUCUUUUGCCUGCGAAUCGCUUCAUCCGUGCUUGUAAGCAGCAGGUCGCUGGGCUAAACUUAGUCGACAAGACUUGUCUCGUUGUCGGCGGUACGAAUGGUAUCGGCAAGCAGGUUGCUUUGACACUUGCUUCGCGCGGUGCCAGCGUCGUCGUGGCCGGUCGUAGCCUCGAGCGUGGCUCUCAAGUCCUCGAACAGCUGCGUAAUCAAAGCACAAAGAGCACCAUUACAGAUAUACCUACUCGCCACCAUGCGUUUGAGCGUGUGGACUUGCUUUCACAGCGUGACGUCAAGCGCUUUGUGUCUUCCAUCAAAGAGAAGCAUGCUGUGGAUCAUGUCUUCUUAACUGCUGGAAAGCCUCCAAAUGGGCAAUGGUCAUCGACAGAAGAUGGCGUUGAGACGCACUUUGCACUGCAGUGCUUGGGUCGGUACUCGGUUGCCUGGGGACUCAGAGACACAGUGACGCAAGGUAUCACGACUGUCUGUGCACCGGGUGGUGGUUCAUCAUGUCCAGCAGAAGAUCCUGAGUAUCGCAAUCAUCGCAGUGAAUACGGUUUCUUCAAGCAAGCUGGUCGUGACUCGCUCUAUGUGGAUGCCAUGCUACUAGCACUUUCAAAGCAAGCUCCCAAACUACGCAUCAUGCAUCUCUUCCCAGGUGCAAUCGCCACAACCGCUGCAGAGACGGCAGGCUUCCCUUGGAUCAUCACACUGCUUGCAAGGAUCUUUUCGCCGUAUGUGAUGACAGAUGCAGCUGAGUAUGCGCAUGUGCCUGUUGCUGAAGCGUUUGGUGGCCCUGCUGGGUUCUAUGGUCGCGAUCAGUACGGCAGGGAUGUAUCGCCCAAGCCAUGGGCUCAAGAUGCAACGAAUCAGGAGAAGGUGGUUGUCUUUUCAGAGGAGCGUAUCAAGGAAGCGCUUUCUGCUUAAAUAUGUGACUGUUGCAUUUCAUGUACAGAGAAGCAUACAUGUAGAUUUAGAUCAUCUACGUACUUUGCUCCCCUGUUAUUGCCUC